AUGCCCUCUAUCUCCCUUUCUUCUCCUUCAAUGCUUUUCUCCGCCUCGCCUCCUCCUCCUCCACUGCUCCGUCUCAACUCACUCUACACGGCAAACCCUUCCUUCACCGAUUCCAUGUCUGCCGCUGCUCCCAAGUGGGCUCAGAAGACUAUUACUCUACCACCUCAGCGCCGUGGCUGUCAUCUUAUUACUCCAAAGAUAUUGAAUGAAAUUGGCACCGACUUGUCAGAAUUCAAGUGUGGCCUUGCUCAUCUCUUCUUACAUCACACAAGCGCCUCUCUUACUAUCAAUGAGAAUUACGACUCUGAUGUUCGAGAUGACACUGAGACUUUCCUCAACAAAAUUGUUCCUGAGGGAAGGUCCGCUCCUUGGAAGCAUACCCUCGAAGGCCCAGAUGAUAUGCCAGCACACAUCAAAUCAUCAAUGAUUCCGAUUACAGAUGGAAAGCUAAAUAUGGGAACUUGGCAGUUGCUAAUGCUUGGCUUCCUCUUCUUCUUUUCUUUGGUAGGGAAUGCUUUGCUUUUGAUUGCUACCCUGGGAAUAUGGCUGUGUGAGCACCGGGACUACCCUACUGCACGUAAAGUUGUGGUCACCCUUAAUGGAAUAUGA
This is a messenger RNA of Dovyalis caffra, 609 nucleotides long. The record is from the annotation of a GenBank genome assembly. NCBI's taxonomy places the organism in Eukaryota, Viridiplantae, Streptophyta, Magnoliopsida, Malpighiales, Salicaceae.